Tauraco erythrolophus (red-crested turaco) is the source of this 2757-nucleotide messenger RNA. NCBI's taxonomy places the organism in Eukaryota, Metazoa, Chordata, Aves, Musophagiformes, Musophagidae. The record is from RefSeq and is a predicted model, not a curated record.
GAAAGCUAUUGCCAAGUCCAGCCUCCAGCACAUGGUAGCCCAGCCAAACCCUGCACUAGCCCUGAGGAGCGACUCAGAGAGGCAGAUACGCAGCACUGUGGACUGGAGCGAGACUGCAGUCUAUGGGGAGCACAUCUGGUUUGAGACCAAUGUCUCUGGGGACUUCUGCUACGUUGGGGAGCAGAACUGUAUGGCAAAGCUGCUGCAAAAACCUCUCUCCAGGCGUAAAUGUGCAGCCUGCAAGAUCGUAGUGCAUACGCCCUGCAUCGAACAGCUGGAGAAAAUAAAUUUCCGCUGCAAACCUUCCUUCAGAGAGUCGGGAUCUCGAAACGUACGGGAGCCCAUCGUUGUCCGGCAUCACUGGGUACACCGGAGACGGCAGGAAGGGAAAUGCCGGCAGUGUGGCAAGGGCUUCCAGCAGAAGUUUGCCUUCCACAGUAAAGAGAUUGUAGCCAUCAGCUGUUCCUGGUGCAAGCAAGCGUAUCACAGCAAAGUGUCAUGUUUUAUGCUGCAACACAUCGAAGAGCCCUGCUCGCUGGGUGCUCAUGCUGCUGUCGUUGUUCCUCCCACCUGGAUUCUGCGGGUCCGGCGGCCCCAGAAUCCACUGAAAUCUAGUAAGAAGAAGAAGAGGACAUCGUUCAAGCGGAAAUCCAGCAAAAAGGGAGCCGAGGAAGGGAGGUGGAAACCCUUUGUCAUCAAGCCCAUGCCAGCUCCUCUUAUGAAGCCCUUGUUGGUGUUUGUGAACCCCAAGAGCGGUGGAAAUCAGGGAGCCAAGAUCAUCCAGUCCUUCAUGUGGUAUCUCAACCCACGGCAAGUUUUUGACCUCAGCCAGGGUGGACCCAAGGAGGCGCUGGAGCUAUACCGCAAGGUCCACAACCUCCGGAUCCUGGCAUGUGGGGGAGAUGGCACGGUGGGCUGGAUACUCUCCAUUCUGGACCAGUUACGCCUCAACCCACCUCCUCCUGUGGCCAUCCUACCUUUAGGGACAGGGAACGACUUGGCCAGGACGCUGAACUGGGGUGGGGGUUACACAGAUGAGCCUCUGUCCAAGAUCCUGUCGCAUGUGGAAGAUGGGAACAUUGUGCAGCUCGAUCGCUGGAACCUCCGUGUGGAGCCAAACACUGAUGCAAACCCUGAGGAAAAGGAUGAGGCGGCCACUGACAAGCUCCCCUUGGAUGUCUUUAAUAACUAUUUCAGCCUUGGCUUUGAUGCGCGGGUGACACUGGAGUUCCACGAAUCCCGAGAGGCCAACCCAGAGAAGUUCAACAGCCGAUUUCGGAAUAAAAUGUUCUAUGCUGGGACGGCUUUCUCCGACUUCCUCACGGGGAGCUCCAAAGACUUAGCGAAGCACGUCAAGUUGGUUUGCGAUGGGACGGACCUGACCUCCAAGAUCCAGGACCUGAAGCCCCAGUGCCUGGUCUUCCUGAACAUCCCCAGGUACUGUGCAGGCACCAUGCCCUGGGGCAACCCCGGGGAGCACCAUGACUUUGAGCCACAACGCCAUGAUGAUGGCUGCAUUGAAGUUAUUGGCUUCACCAUGACAUCCCUGGCUGCCUUGCAGGUCGGUGGCCACGGGGAGCGGCUGUGCCAGUGUCGGCAGGUGGUUCUCACCACGUCCAAGGCUAUCCCCAUGCAGGUAGAUGGAGAGCCCUGCAAGCUGGCGGCUUCCUGCAUCCACAUCUCCCUGCGCAACCAAGCCAACAUGGUGCAGAAGACCAAGCGGCGCAACUCCAUGCCUCUGCUCAAUGACCAGCAGCCAGUGCCCGAGCGGCUGCGGAUCCGGGUGAGCCGAAUCAGCAUGCGUGACUAUGAGGCACUGCACUAUGACAAGGAAAAGCUCAAGGAAGCCUCUGUGCCGCUGGGGAUCAUUGUGGUUCCAGGAGACAGUGACCUGGAGUUGUGCCGGACCCAAAUCGAGAGGCUGCAGGAGGAUUUCCCUCCACAGCCCUCUGCUUUAGAGCGCCUGCUCUUUCAGGAGGGAGAUGGAGCCAAACCGAAGACACUGUCAUCCCAGAAGCUGUCACCCAAGUGGUGCUUCCUAGACUCAACCACGGCUGAUCGGUUCUACAGGAUAGACCGUGCACAGGAGCACCUCAACUAUGUUACAGAGAUCUCUCAGGAUGAGCUCUAUGUGCUGGACCCAGAGCUGGUGAUCACUCAGACCGUGAGCACCUCACCUGCCAUGCCUGACCUCGUCGACUCAUCUGCCGCACCUACUGGGCACCAUUUUGCAUUCCCCUCCUCUUCCUCCUCUCCACCCUCUUCUCCUGCAGCCAGCGCUGAGCCUGAGUGCUGCCUCCCGCACAAAGAUGACCUUCUAAUAGAAGCUGCCAAGAGCGGCAACUUCAGCAAGUUCCAAGAGUUGCACCGGGCUGGAAAAGACCUGAUGGUGCGAGACUCCUCGGGCCAGACCGUCCUCCACCACGCUGUCAAAUCAGGGAGCAAGGAUAUCGUCAAAUACAUCAUCGAGAACGCCCCUUCAGAAAUCCUCGAUGCCGCAGAGGAGGAGAACGGUGAAACCAGCUUGCACCAGGCUGCAGCCUUACGCCAGCGCACUAUCUGCCACUACAUCGUGGAGGCCGGGGCUUCGCUCAUGAAGACGGACCUGCAGGGAGACACCCCCAAGCACCGAGCUGAGAAAGCCAACGACCCCGACUUAGCUGCCUACCUCGAGAACCGACAGCACUACCAGAUGAUCCAGCGGGAGGACCAGGAGACAGCUGUGUAGUGCUCGGUGUGCCUUAGCCCAAGCCAGCU